AGAGAAUUGGAAGAACAUUUUGGAAUUGACAAAGAACCUACCAGGGUGCGAAGACGAGAGUCGCUCUUGCUCAUUAAAGUUGAUGUGAAGACACACCAUGGACUGAGUUUUGGGCACAAGAAAGAUGAUAAUGGAAGGAGAGACGACACUGCAAGGAGUAAUGGAGGAGAAAACAAACACCGU
Sphenostylis stenocarpa is the source of this 183-nucleotide messenger RNA. Lineage: Eukaryota; Viridiplantae; Streptophyta; Magnoliopsida; Fabales; Fabaceae. The record is from the annotation of a GenBank genome assembly.